GGGCACAGCCCGGGGUCCAGGACGGUCACGGCCGCCACGCCACGGCCCGCGGGGACCCCCGGCCCGGAGCCUCAGGGAACAUGUCAUCCCUGUUCUCGAAGGACACCAAGAGCUUGGUCAGAGAGCUGGGCAGGAAAGGCGAGCUGGUGCCCGUGGACAGCCUGGCCAGCGCCCUGCGCCUGCGCCCCUUCUGCCUGGUGAGGAAGAAGCACAGACGCCACUCUUGGCCUUGGGACACCCCCCUCAUCCCCACGGACUUCUCCCUCAUGGAUGCGCUGGAGCCCGGCUCCCCCAUCCCAGAGGUGAGCCGCAGCGAACCCAUCCGCCUCUGGGAGACAAUGGCAGGAGCCGUGACGGGGGGCGUGAGCGUGGGCGCCGGGCUGCAGGAGAACGUGACGGGAAGCUGCGUGGCGACCUGCAGCUCUGCCCUGGCCGUGCAGACCCUCAGGGUACCCCCCCACACCUGGGAGACCCUGGUGGAGAAGAGGAAACUGAGGACUCCCAGGCCCUCGUUCCUCAGAGAGCUGCAGAGCCGGAAGGAGAAGGAGAGACUGUACGUGGUGACGGAGGCCGUGGAGGCCGCGCAGGACGCCACGCUUCAGAGCCACAGCCGAGCAGAGGGAACAGGGCAGCUGUCCCUCCUCCAGCCUGGCCAUUUCAAGCUCCAGGGUCAGAGCACCGUGGCCAGAGAGAAGACGCUGGCCAUCCCACAGGGCACUGUCUUGGCCUGCAGGGUGCUGCAGCUGGUGAUGGAGGAGGAUCGCUGGGCUGCCCUGCACCUGCCUGAAGGAAAGCUCUGUAGAGACACCGGCGGAGGUGAGUAACCCCUGCUGGAGCCCAAGAACCCAGCCAGAAAUCACUCCUUCCCCAGAGAAUGCCCUGAUACCACUGUUGGGGGCUCUUCCCUCCCCAUGUGGUCACCCUACGUCACUUGGGGGCAAGGAGGGCCAUGUGCUCUCUCCCCAGUGGGAUGGAGAUGAGCUGGAAGAACCAGGCCCAGGCUGUGGGGAGAAGGAUGGUGAGUGUGCAAUUGCACACGAGCUCCCUCCCCACUCACACAGUGGGGAGGUUGGGACUUUUCUUACCAGGUCAGAAAGGUCAGUGAGGAUGUCUGGACAGCAUUUGGUACCUGGAAGCUCCUCAAGAGGCAGCUUGUAUUG
Messenger RNA from Hippopotamus amphibius kiboko, 1160 nucleotides. Its product is annotated as gasdermin-D-like. The record is from RefSeq and is a predicted model, not a curated record. Bases 81 to 824 code for a protein of 247 amino acids. The transcript has 6 exons. Gene Ontology annotation, biological process: defense response to bacterium; pyroptotic inflammatory response. Gene Ontology annotation, molecular function: phosphatidylinositol-4,5-bisphosphate binding; phosphatidylserine binding; phosphatidylinositol-4-phosphate binding. Lineage: Eukaryota; Metazoa; Chordata; Mammalia; Artiodactyla; Hippopotamidae.